Messenger RNA from Neolamprologus brichardi, 5170 nucleotides. NCBI's taxonomy places the organism in Eukaryota, Metazoa, Chordata, Actinopteri, Cichliformes, Cichlidae. The record is from RefSeq and is a predicted model, not a curated record.
GGAGCUGCGAAGAAGCAGCAGCCGGAGCGACAGACUGUGGGCUAAGUUUGUCCGCCCUGGCUUCCCAUCACGAGUCUACGGGUCUUUGUUUCUGUGAUGAACAAGUACCUCCGCUUUCGCUUAAAAUUCACACCCAAAGUAGAGGCGUUAGAAACGGUCAAGUGCGCUCGUGACAUUUUGGAUAGUUUGUAGCACAGACAGAGAAACAGGAAAGGAGAGAGGGAGGGAGAAGUGCGAGCGACUCCAAAGUUGACACUUCGCUGUCAUGUUUGGUACUUGUUGAAUAGGCUGUGUACAAACACAACACUGCAGUGUGUACGUGGGCGGCGGCGUGCUGGGAACAGAGUCUUCUGUAUCACCAUGAGGCUUUAAGGGCACAGGGAGGACAGUGAUGGCAGAGCUGGAGAUUGACCAGUCCAACCUUCCACGUGUCCAAGAAGUGUGCCAGUGUUUUGCUGUGCUGGAGGAUGGAGCGCUGGCACACAACCUGCAAGAGCAGGAGAUCGAGCAAUACUAUACCACCAACAUUCUGAAGAGCCAGCUUGUGCAGAAUGACAUCCGUGUAGCCAAGAAGCUGCAGGAUGAAGAGGAGGAGCAGCAGGCCCAGCAGAGUGCCCUUCAGAGACAGGCCUCCAGACAACUAGAGGAGCAGGACUUUGAGUACGCCCGUGUGAUUCAGGAAGAACUCCAGAGAUGUGCUGAGGAGGCUCAGAGGAGGGAGCUGGAUGAUGAGAUGAUCAGGAGAGCAUCCAAACUUGGCACACAGGAAAUUGCCAAACGGUUGCAAGAAGAGGAAGAGGAGAGUAUCAGGAGACGAAGUAGAGGGUCAGGGAGCCAUAGUGAAGGCAGCACGAGUGACCCUGCACUGCUAUCCCUACAACAGCACACACACAACAGCGUUUGUCAGGGGGAGGAGCAGUACCCUAGCACCACCACCAGGUGGCGAUCCUCUACUUCUCACUCAGACAUAACUGGGCCUCAGACUAACUCCCCAAGGGGGUUAGCAGCCCAGAAAAAUACAACUUCAUGGUCAAAUCAAGGACACCCCAAUUCCAUUAGGCAAAUUAGGAGUGAAUUGAGAGAGCCUUUGAGUGAAAAUUCAGAUGACUCGGACACAGUUUUCUCUGAACAGCUCUCUGUCUGGUCCCAGAGGCUGAAUGAAAGAUUCAACACUGCACCUGCUCGACAGCGGGCAUCUUUACAUCAGCCACAAGAGAGUAAUUACAGAAGAGUUUACUCUCGUAGAACAUUCUCAGACGAGUUCAGGGAGGAGAGAGAAGAGUGGGACGAGGACUUUUAUGAAAAUGGUGAUCUGAAUGAAAGAAGGCCUAGGAAUCAGGAUAAAGAGAGGAAGUACAGAGAUGAGUAUGAUAUUAGAGGUCAGGAUACAGGCUCUCAGUUCGUCGAGUUUAGAGAAAAGCGAUGCAGUCACAGUGAAUCUGUUCGGCUGCAUGACAGGGAUAGACACAGCAACAGAGACUUUGCAAAGACCUGGAGCUACAAGGACAGCCCUGACAAACACGUCCGUUUUCGAGAUGAUAAGAGGAGCUCUCGCAGGGAGCAGAGUGAAAGCAGCCAAGUGUGGAAGAUGCUGGCCCGUGUCCUCAAAGAGAGGGGUGUUCCUGUGAAGCUUGGUGGCAAUGGGGCGCCACUGCAAAUAAGGCCUCAAAGCAGAGACAGCCAGGUGUUUCAUGGGAGUGAGGUCUCCUGCGGCGACUCCCAACCACAUCAGAGAGCCUUCCACAGAGCUGCUUCCACGAGGCACAGUUUCCAUGGAGAUAUUAGGGAGAGAAAGAGAUUGUCAUACCGAGAGAACAGUGGGAGAGAUCACAGAGAAGACCGAGACAGGCAUCAUGAUAAUGGAGAGAUUUAUGAGAUUAGGAGAAGAGACUCAGACCUUGCUAAAAGAGAAAGACAAGGCAGUAGAAGGUGGAGUAACAAUGAUGAGAGGGGAGAGAGGAAUGUAAAUAAUUACAGAGUCAGGAGGGUAGCAAGCGAGCGGAGGCAUUUACACAGGACCGCAGAAGAAAGCUUAAGCUCAGAGGAGGAGCAAGACGUGGAGAGGAGAGUAAAUGUACCCCGCCGAAGAGCCCCAGGGCGUAGCCAAAGUCUCAGCACCAGCAGCAGGGCUUCAACCAGGGAUAGGUCAAGGCGCACAGCAGCAGGAGCACCACUUCAACCAGAGCUGAGUGAAACUAAUCUGAGCCUGGGGGAGCUGCAGCAGGUUUUAGAAGAUGAAGAACUGGCCCUCAAGCUACAGGAGGAAGAGGAAAAGCUGUUUAGGAGGAACUCUCAGCCUUCUCAACGCUGUCCUAAUCCAGACGGGGACUUCAGAGUAGCACAAGUGGCACAGGAUGAGGAAAUUGCACGAUUCAUGCAGAAAGAAGAAAUUAAAUCAAAGCGUAGAUCUCGUGAGCUGGAAGGGCCUGAGUCUUGGCGUGAGCAUAGGGCGAUGAUAAAUCAUCAUGACAGACGAGCUGCAAGAGAGAGACAGGUCCAACGAGAGAGACUUGACUCAGAGGGACUUCCUUCCCCGACUGAGGACUGCUCUCCAGAGAACCUUCCGCCAAGUCCCACCACCACUACACCAUCAGCGCAGCAGAUUAGAAACAUUGCAGAGGAAUUGGAUCCAACCUUCCAGGCGAGGAGGCAAGGCACAAUGAGCCUCCAAAUGGGACGAAUGGGUCCAGCUACUCAGCCCCUUCCUGUGCCACAGUCAGGUCUAAAUGAAAUGCUUGAGGAGCCUACAUUUAUUCCGCCAACAAAGCGUCAAACAGACAAAUCAGGACGAAGUAAAUCCAAAGAGAAGAAGGAGAACUGCAAGCAACAGUGAUCUCCAACACUGUGUUCUGCUGUAGGCCAUACACCGUUUCUUUUAUAACACUUAAUCAGUUCAGCUAGAGUUCUCAUUGCUUUUUAUUUUAGGGUUAAAACUGACACGAAUAGCAUUCUCUCAGCUGCCCCUACUAGCACUUUUUUUUAGAGCAGUGGAAUAAGGAGACUUUUUAGAUUCUUGAUUAAGUGAUUAAAGACAACAUUUUAAAAUCCUGGCUUUUAUAAAUGCUAAAGGGAAAUGUUGGGUUUGUUAUUGUAUUGUAUUUUAUAUGUAGUUAACCAGUAUACUGUCAGCUGGAUCUCUCAGUCCUCCCCAAGUUGUGCCUACACUUUAUUUACAUUACAAAUACACUAAACCAUCCAAGUAGACUUCUAUGUUCUGCCACCUAGUAUAUAACUUCGUCCCAUUGUCUAAAUCAGAAUCAGAAUACUUUAAUAAUAAAAGAAAUUAAAGAAAUUAUGUCUAAACUAGGUAUAAUGUGGGUAAAAUAAUUAUUUGAACCCAUGGUGAAUUUGUAAGUUUGCUCACUUAUGAAGAUAUGAACAGUUAAUAAUUUUUAUGGUAAUUUUAUUUUAAUGGAGUGAAACAAAAUAUUAACAAAAAUCCAGAAAAAACACAUUAUAUAAAAGUUAUAAAAUGCUUUGCAACUUGAAGCUUCAGUUCCCUCCACAGGCUGGAUUGAGGUCUGGAGACUUGUUAGGCCACACCAUGACUUUAAUAUGCUUCUUCUUUAACCACCCCUUUGUUGCCUUGGCGAUAUGUUUUGAGUGCUUGUCAAAUUGGUAGAUCCAUUCACAACCCCUCUUCAGUGUUCUGGCUGAGGGAAAAAGGUUCUCAUCCAAAACCUUCACAGUACUUGGCCCUGUCCAUUUCCCUGUUAUUGCAGUCAAGUUGUCUGUACUUUUAGCAGGAAAACAGCCCCAAAGCAUAAUAUUUACACCUCCAUACUUGUUGUAAGUAUGGUGUUCUUUGGAUCACACUCAGUUUCUUUACCUCCAAACACAGUAGGUCAAGUUGAUGCCAAAGAAUUAGAUUUUGGCUUCAUCUGACCGUAGCGCUUUCUCCCAUGCCAUUUUUUUUAUUCCACUUCUGAAUAGUCGCACAACUGUUUUUACCUUCUCACUAAGCUUCUUGCUGAUAGUCUUGUAGUCCAUUCCAGCCUUGUGUUAGGUCUACAGUCUGGUCAGUAACUUCCUCUGACAGCUCUUUGGUCUUGUCCAUGGUGGUGAAAACUUUUAAAUUGAUUCUGUGGACAGGUUUGCUUUAUACACAUCAGAUUGCCAGUAUCUGUAAUUGAUUGACGGAUUGUAAUUGCCUGUAUGUGCGUGGAUAUAGGCAAUCUGUGGGAGCCAGAAUUCUGGACUGGUUGUAGAGGAUCAACCGAUCCUCUGUAUUUUUGGUUGAGAUUCUGUCGCUCUCCAUUAAAAUGAAGCUACCAUAAAAAUUAGAGACUGUUAACUUCCUCUUAAGUGAGUAAAUGUACAAAUUCAGCAGGCGAUCAAAUAAUUAUUUCCUCCACUCUAUUUCUUGGGGGAAUCACCAAAAGCAUGUGAACGUUAAUCUUUACAAAGAAAUAGUGACAAGGUAAUCUUGCUUCAAAGCAGUUCUUGUCAUGUUUGCUGUUAUCUAACGACAAUCAAACUAACUUUGUUUACUUUUUAUAGAUGGAAAUCCCAGAAGUUGUAAAACUGGAUCACAUUAACAUAGUGGUAGUGAAAGAAGUCAAAAUUAAAUGUAAUUAUUUCCCACUCAAACGAGGAAGUUCAUUAUACUCUUGCUGACAGCUCAUGGAAUAAAUAAAACUAUAGCUCUCUGCUAUAGCUACAUGAAGCUUAGCUGCUACUAUUACCUUUUGGAGCUUACAACUACAUUUCGCAAUCUCUGAAAUCCAACACCAAAGACAGACUCUGAACUAAGACACUUGCAUGUUUUACCAGGUCACUUUAACACUAUUCCUAAUGCCAAACAGGAAUCUAACAGAAGUGACUGGAAAUAAUUUUGAUGCAUGUAUUACUAUUUAUUGGUCUCUCUUUUAGUUUUGUGUAUGUUGUUCUUGCUGCCACAUUUAAACUCUUUUCUUUACACAACUGAAAUACGACACCAUGACUGCAACUAUUCUGUACAUAAUAAAUACAAUCUUUAUUGCGUGUUCAAAAAUGUGAUGUAAGUACAGUGUAAAAAUACAUAUAAUCAGUUUUAUACAGUACUAUAGACAGCUGAAGACAUUUUAUAGGAAACCACCGUGAGACAAAAUUAUACACUCAAACCAAAAGUACAUGACAUUCAUCAGGUAAUAUUCAGCAGAUAUAAUAAAGUGCUGCAGUCGUAUUAAAA